UCUCCUCUUUUCCCACUAACCCUACUCUAUAUAUAAAUAACUAAGUUGAUAUCCAUUUUUCUAUCAAAUAUAAUUUGAUCAUGGCUUCCCACGCUUUCUCCAUUCUCAUUCUUUUACUUUCAGCCAUUGCUGUUUCAGAUGCAGCUGGUUCGGUCGGAAUUAACUAUGGUCGAGUGGCGAACAACUUGCCAUCACAGGACAAAGUCGUGCGACUGUUAAAGUCUCAGGGUGUAACGAAAGUGAAGAUUUUCGACACCGACCCGGCGGUCCUAUCGGCGUUGAAAAACUCGGGGAUCAGCGUAGUUGUCUGUCUUCCCAACGAGCAACUCGCCUCGGCUGCAGGCGAUCAGUCGUUUGCGGACAAUUGGGUUCAAACCAGCAUCUCAAAGUACUAUCCCGCGACAAAGAUCGAAGCCAUAGCUAUCGGAAACGAAAUUAUCUCCGCCAACGUCACCGACGAGACAAAAUUCCUCGUACCCGCCAUGAAAGCCAUCCAGACCUCACUUGUUAAAUUCAAGUUGGAUUCAAACAUCAAAGUCUCGUCCCCUAUAGCUAUGACUUGCUUGGGGAACUCUUACCCUUCAUCGGCCGGUUCAUUCAAACAGGAACUUGUGGAUGUUGCGAUUAAACCCAUGUUGGAUUUCUUGAAACAGACCGGGUCGUACCUUAUGGUUAAUAUUUACCCUUUUUUCGCAUACGAAGGUAACUCGAACCAAAUCUCACUCGAUUACGCUUUGUUUAAACAAAAUCCCGGUGUGGUUGAUUCCGGUAACGGGGUUAAAUACAAUAGCCUCUUCGAUGCUCAACUCGACGCCGUUUUCGCCUCCUUGUCGGCUCUUAAAUUUGAUGACAUGAAGGUGGUGGUGACGGAGACAGGGUGGCCUUCGGCCGGGGACGUGGCUGAAACCGGUGCAAGCCAAGCUAAUGCGGCGACGUAUAAUGGUAACUUAGUACGAAGAGUAAUGACCGGAAAUGGUACCCCUUUGAGACCCAAGGAUCCACUAAACGUUUACAUAUUUGCUUUGUUUAAUGAGAAUCAAAAGCCGGGUCCCACAUCCGAAAGAAACUAUGGGUUAUUUUACCCUAAUAUGCAAAGGGUAUAUAAUAUACCAUUAUCAAAACAAGGGUUAGACGGUAAUUUCAUUCCACCGAUGAACAGCGGAAAAAGUGGAAGCCGACCACCGUCAACGAUUAACGGUAGUCGAUCCAGCGGCGGAAUGACAAAGAUAUUAGGUCAGACAUGGUGCUUGUCCAACCAUAAUACCGACCGGCAGAAGCUGCAGGAGGCGUUGGAUUAUGCUUGUGGCGAGGGAGGAGCCGAUUGCGGCCCAAUUCAAUCAAACGGUGCAUGUUUUAAUCCUGAUUCUCUCGAGGCACAUGCAUCGUACGCCUUCAAUAGUUACUAUCAAAAGAAGGCACGUGUGAGUGGCUCGUGCUAUUUUGACGGCGCGGCUUAUGUGUCCAUGCAACCUCCAUUAUUUGGGAACUGUCAAUAUCCCACAGGGUAUUGAAGUGG
Molecule: messenger RNA, 1516 nt
Organism: Hibiscus syriacus
Lineage: Eukaryota; Viridiplantae; Streptophyta; Magnoliopsida; Malvales; Malvaceae
Product: glucan endo-1,3-beta-glucosidase-like
Exons: 3
Coding region: 81-1511 (476 amino acids)
Biological process (GO): carbohydrate metabolic process
Cellular component (GO): plasma membrane
Molecular function (GO): hydrolase activity, hydrolyzing O-glycosyl compounds
Source: RefSeq, a predicted model, not a curated record